AUGAUGCCCCAGCUCCCGACCUGGCUCCGCACCGUGUUCCUUCAGUUAAACCCUCCCUCUCCUUCGCUCCAAAUUCCCCGCAUCCCUUCUCUUUCCUUCAAGGGGUUUCCUGACAGCAGGCGAGGGCACCAAAUCCUGUCCCCAAUCUGCUUCCUUCCAGAGCCCCUUCCCAAGCCCACCCUCAGGGCCUGGCCCAGCUGGGUGGUGCCUCCCAGAAGCAGUGUAAGGCUGCAAUGUCAAACCCCGACCAAGAAUGUCAACUUUGCUCUCAGGAAGGGAAAUAUUCUUUUGGAUUUUUCACGAUCACCGGCUUCCAAGGAGGGCCUGGCUGAAUUUCACCUCACUGGCCUAAGAACGAGCCACGCUGGAGACUACACCUGUGAGUGCUACAGACCAGGGGCCCCGGACAUAAGAUCACCGCCCAGUGAGGUCAUCCUGCUGCUGGUGACAGGAGGUCUCCCUAAACCUUCCCUGCAAGCCCACCAAAGGGGUGUGGUGACCGCAGGAGACGAUGUGACCCUGCAGUGCCAGAGGCCAGACAAUGUUUUCGGGCCCAUGAGGUUCGCUCUGCUGAAGGCGGGAACGGCAGGGCCCAUCCGGCUCCGGACCCUAGUCGGCAAGGAGGCGGACUUCUCCCUGCAGACCGUGACAGUCGGUGACGCCGGGAACUACAGCUGUGUCUACUUCCAGACCGGGACUCCUUUCUGGGCCUCACAGCCUAGCGAUCGUCUUGAGAUCCGGGUGAGAGGUGAGGUUUUUACCAUUGGGAUUACCCCAGCUGGAUUACCUGCCCGCUCAGGUGCUGGCACAGUCUGUCUCCACAAGACUCUGCAGCUUGGAGCAGUCAUUUGGGAAGGACCGAGGGAGGGCCAGGAUUCUGUGGAGUAGAGCAGAGGAUCUUCUGCUGAGAGAGAGGGAGCACCACCAAUGGUGGAGAUCACAUAACUGGAGGCUGGGAGGGGGGCUUCCCACUGUAGGUGACCAGCUGUGUUGUGAGGGGGCCAGGCCUGGAGGAGGAGGGAUCUGUAAUAAUUGACACCCCCCCCUCACCAGGAAAAUAAGAUGUAGGCAUAAAGUCAUUGCUGUUCUCCUGGGAAGGGCACAAUUCAUUUAGACUAAAGUGUGGAUGACACCUCCUGGGGUUAUACAGGAGGAGAGUCUAGCAAGAAGCCAGAGGAGGAGGGAGAGAGUAACAAAAGGGUCCAGGAACAUCUUUCCGAGAAAGAUUCAGAUCUCAGUUUCACUUUAACCGGGACUCUGGCACUCUUGCCUUUAGCUCAACUGAAUCGAGUUUUUCUCUUCCUGCUGAGACUUUUCCUUCUUUUUGAAAGGAAUGAUUUUUUAAAAUUAUGGCAAAACUGCAUAAGGUAA
Messenger RNA from Neofelis nebulosa (Clouded leopard), 1371 nucleotides. Its product is annotated as T-cell-interacting, activating receptor on myeloid cells protein 1-like. Gene Ontology annotation, cellular component: plasma membrane. The coding region runs from base 1 to 888 and encodes 295 amino acids. The record is from RefSeq and is a predicted model, not a curated record. The transcript is spliced from 3 exons. NCBI's taxonomy places the organism in Eukaryota, Metazoa, Chordata, Mammalia, Carnivora, Felidae.